AUGAAUGCGUUUUAUGCUCUGUCAUGGAUUCCGGCUCUUGUCCUGCGUUUUCCCGGUGUGUUCGCGCAAUUACCGGACAUCACCGAACCUGAUUUUAUUAACAGGUGUUUGCAGGCUCACAAGGCACAGCGCGACCGCGUGAGUCCACCUGCGAGCAACAAGCGCUAUAUGACAUGGGACGAUUCCUUGGCCAGAGGCGCGAGAGCGUGGGCGCAGCGAUGUAAGGCAUCCCAUAAUCCUGUGGUUGCCCUGGCGCGAAGAGCCCACCCUGCGUUUAAUCUCGUGGAGGAAAACAUUUGGGUGGGUGAACCAUCUAUACCCUUCAGUGUGGAGAACGCAGUUCAGACCUGGAGCAGUGAGUCUGCUGCAUACACCCACAAAAACAAUAGUUGUACACGGGUGUGUGGACACUUCAACCAGCUUGUGUGGGCACAGAGUUAUAAACUGGGCUGUGCUGUGCACAUUUGCUCUAGUGGAAUUGAGGAGUUCUCAAGAAGCCCAGAAGGCACUAUAUUUGUGUGUAACUAUGGCAUCGGGAAUGUGCGUGGAUUUCCACCUUUUAUCGAAGGGCCAGUCUGCAGCACCUGUGCCAAGACUUGCCACAACAGAUUAUGCAAUUAUGAUUGGUCUCCUGGGUGGGAUGCCAGCCUCCCCUCCUCAUCAACCAGCUUCUCUUAUCAGCCUUCAGAUCCCAGGUUUCACCUGUUAGUUUAUCCGCCUACAAACCCCAGACUUCACCUGUCAGCUGGGCUCUGCUUGUUCUUGCAUUACUAUUCAACAUAA
Chanos chanos (milkfish) is the source of this 783-nucleotide messenger RNA. It is a transcript of the gene glipr1b, whose product is annotated as GLI pathogenesis-related 1b. The coding region runs from base 1 to 783 and encodes 260 amino acids. NCBI's taxonomy places the organism in Eukaryota, Metazoa, Chordata, Actinopteri, Gonorynchiformes, Chanidae. The record is from RefSeq and is a predicted model, not a curated record. The transcript is spliced from 5 exons.